Molecule: messenger RNA, 972 nt
Organism: Clupea harengus (Atlantic herring)
Lineage: Eukaryota; Metazoa; Chordata; Actinopteri; Clupeiformes; Clupeidae
Gene: or95a1
Product: odorant receptor, family 95, subfamily A, member 1
Biological process (GO): G protein-coupled receptor signaling pathway; detection of chemical stimulus involved in sensory perception of smell
Cellular component (GO): membrane
Molecular function (GO): olfactory receptor activity; G protein-coupled receptor activity; odorant binding
Source: RefSeq, a predicted model, not a curated record
AUGCAGAACCUGACCAACAUUCAGGUUAACGUCACGUCCGACCGGAGUGUGACGGUAAUCGUGAAAGUGUGUGUGGUCAUCCCCAUCUUCAGUGUCUUCCUCUCCUUCAUCAUCCUCAUGCUGCACACAUUUGCGUCGCACCGCCACUUCCUGGAGAGCCCGCGCUACAUCCUCUUCACCUACAUGCUGGUGAACGACACCCUGCAGCUGCUCACCUCCGUGCUGCUCUUCCUGUUCGUCAUGGCGCAGGUCAACUUCGCGCUGGUCUUGUGCGCGCCGCUACUCUUCUUCUCCACGGCGACCUUUCUCAACACGCCGCUCAUCUUGGCCGUGAUGUCACUGGAGCGCUACGUGGCCAUCUUCUACCCGCUGCAGCGGCCUGCCGCCUGGCGCGCCGAUCGCAUCUGGCUCAUCAUCCUGGCCAUGUGGCUGCUGAGCUGCGUACAGCCGGUAGUGGACUUUGCCAUCAGCAAGCCGCGCAGCACCACCGACAUCUUGACCACGCCUGUGCAGUGCAAGAGUUCCGUGCUGAACGUGUCGCUGGCGCAGACGCUCUUUAAGGUGGUGCUGAACGCGCUCUUCUUCAUUGUGGUGGCCGCCGUCAUCCUCUUCACGUACGUGCGCAUCCUGCUGGGCACGCGCACGAUGCGGCAGGACCGCGCCUCGGUGACCAAGGCGCUGCACACGGUGCUGCUGCACGGCCUGCAGCUGCUGCUCAGCAGCUGCGCCUUCACCAUCCCCUUCACCGAGCACCUGAUCGUGCUGCACGUGGGCUGGCUGCGUGAGCACAUGUCCUUCCUCAACUACGUCUGCUUCGUCAUCUUGCCGCGCGUGCUCAGCCCACUCAUCUACGGCCUGCGCGACGAGAGCCUGCGCAGGCACAUGCAACGAUCCCCGCUCUGCUGCGCCGGCAGGGGCCAGCGUCCAGGCAGUGUCGGCCCCAGGUCAAAGGGCAAAAGCAUUCGGAAGUGA